CAUUUUACGGAUAUCAGGUUGACAACAUUUUUGAUCGAUGGAGUAAACACCACCAUGAACGCUGAUCCGAAAAACGGGACCGUGAAGACACCGGUUUAUAUCAAAGUUGGGGAUCCCAAGAAAGAGUUCUUUUCUGGAUGCUGCAUAUUCGAUGUUGCAUUUCCGAACACGGUGUCAGUGGAGAUUAAUGAAUUCAGCUUCAAAAAUUACUAUGGUCACACGUUGACGGUAAUGGCACGGAGGAAAGAAGAGCCAGGCAUUGAGCCUAAGUGGAAAACAUGUCUAAAGAGAAUGAAGCUUAUGCCAAAUCCACAUUUUGAGACUGGAGCUCAAGAUUACUUUACUGUCACCAGAAAACAGCUUCUGUUUGAUCUCACCAAUGUGACAGGUCUAAGGUUUAUACUGAGACAACCGUCUCCUGUGUGGAAGGAAUUUAAACUGGAAGAGCUGACCUUUGUAAAAACUACUUCUGAGACUGCUAAGAGUGCGCCAUUACCAGCCUGGUUACUGAGGCCUCCAAGGGCCCAUGGAGACUACCCAGAGGAAAAAGAAAUAAAGGGACUUCCUCCCAUGGAUGACCUGUCCAGUCACUUACAACAGAUGUGGGCUAUGGUCCAGCAAGCUACGGCUAACCAGACCCAAGUAUCUCUGGGAAGAUUUGACGUGGACAACAGUUAUGACAUUAAUCUGUUGUCAUAUACUUGACCAAGCACCAUGCCAGUACUUCUGGUAUAUUGUUCUGUGAAGUCGCACAAGGGCAGUCACUGUGAGGAAAUAUGGUGUGGAUAGAAGGGGUGUAGUGUAGUGCAUUUCAUGACAAAGGGAUCAUUUUCAUGACAUCUUGAAGUGACAACAAACCACGGUGACCCUUAGACAACUGCUGGCAGUGAAAUUUUUUUACGGAAGGAUUUUGUGCUGAAUUAAAUAAAUUAAAGAUUAUUAUAAUUAUUUAAGAUCUUUUAAGUUCAGCAGCUAAAUAAACGUAUCAUGAUUGUUUGCAUUGUGCAUAAGAUUAUUUUCAUUGUGGUGUUGACCAGCUGUGAGUUGGUGACUGUUUGUAUUGACAAACAUUAAGUAAAGCAUUUGCUUUAAAUAUCAACCUGUCAUUGAAGAAGUCAGACCUUGGAAAUGUUGAUAUAGAAGUUGUCUGUUAAACAUUCCAUUUGUUUUAACAUGUUGGACUAUCGGCCUGUUGAUAGAAAAGAUAAUUUUUGUCAUCUUUUUAGUCAUGUUUAGUUUUCUUAUUAAUAACUGACAUGCCUAAGCGUAUAUCUUCUUAAGCACGAUUUAUGGUAAACAUUACUCUCUGAAUUGUGAUACUUUUUGUUAAGUUU
Messenger RNA from Lingula anatina, 1334 nucleotides. Its product is annotated as nicolin-1. Gene Ontology annotation, cellular component: nucleoplasm. The record is from RefSeq and is a predicted model, not a curated record. NCBI's taxonomy places the organism in Eukaryota, Metazoa, Brachiopoda, Lingulata, Lingulida, Lingulidae.